CACCGGCAGGUGGCGGUGUCGGCGGGCCAGUGUGGGGAGUGGGGCGGGGGUGCCUUGGCCAUGGCGAGCGGGGGGCCGCUCACGGCGUUGUGGACCGAGGUGAAUCGCUUUGGCCAGACUGCAGAUUACAGCCGAGCUCUUAAAUCUCUGAACAAAAUACUGCAAGAUGACAAGGAUGAUAUCACUGCGCUGCAUUGUAAAGUGGUCUGUCUGGUUCACAAUGGAAAUUUCAAGGAAGCACUGAAUAUAAUUCACACUCACAGUAAGGUGCUUUCCAGUGAUGUAAUUGCCUUUGAGAAGGCUUAUUGUGAAUACAGACUGAACCGGAUAGAAACUGCACUGAAGACCAUUGAAAGUGUUGACCAAUGGACUAACAAGUUAAAGGAGCUUUAUGCACAAGUGCUGUACAGACUGGAACGAUAUGAAGACUGUUUGACAGUUUAUCGUGAUUUAAUUCGGAAUUCACAAGAUGACUAUGAAGAGGAAAGGAAAACCAAUCUUUCAGCUGUUGUGGCAGCUUUAAGUACCUGGGAAGAUUCAUACCCUGAAGAUUUGGGCUUACCUGAAACUUCAUAUGAACUAUGUUACAAUGCUGCUUGCACUUUGAUUGGUGAGGGCAAGCUGCCUCAGGCUAUGAAUAAACUUCAGAAAGCUGAAGAACUCUGUCGGCAAUCAUUUUCAGAAGAUACUGAUAUAAGCGAUGAAGAAAUUGAUGCUGAGCUAGCAAUAAUUCAUGCCCAGAUGGCUUAUGUUAUGCAGCUCCAAGGACGGAAUGAUGAUGCUUUGCAACUUUACAAUCAAGUGAUCAAACUGAAGCCUUCAGAUGUUGGACUCCUUGCUGUAACUGCCAAUAAUAUAAUUACACUGAACAAGGACCAAAAUGUGUUUGAUUCAAAGAAAAAAGUGAAACUGACCAAUACAGAAGGGGUGGAGCAUAAACUCACCCACAGACAGCUGCAAGCUGUAGAAGUCAAUAAAGCUUUGUUGGCCAUGCAUACAAAUCAGGCUGACCAAUGUCGAAAACUAACAUUAGGUUUGCAGAAGCAGAACUCAGAGACUCCGCUACCGGUAUUAAUUCAGGCAGCACAAAUGUGCCGAGAGAAGCAGCAUACUAAGGCUAUCCAGCUCUUGGAGGAUUUCCUGGAGCAGCACCCAGAAAAUGCAGUUGAACUGAAGAUGACAAUGGCACAGUUAUAUCUUGUCCAAGGUCAUGUUACAAAAGCAUGUGACAUCUUGAGAUCAAUUGAUGAAAAGUCAAAUACACUAGGGAUGGUGUCAGCCUUAGUUACUAUGUAUAGCCAUGAGGAAGAUAUUGAUAGUGCAAUAGAAAUUUUCUGUCAAGCUAUCCAGUGGUACCAAGAACACCAGCCUAAUACACCAGCUCAUUUGCUAUUAGUGAGAGAAGCAGCCAAUUUUAAGCUGAAAUAUGGGCGACAGAAAGAAGCAAUCAGUGAUUUGGAGCAACUUUGGAGACAAAAUUCUGAGGAUGUACGGACUUUGGCACAGCUCAUCUCUGCAUAUUCGUUGGUGGACUCCGAAAAAGCCAAGAUACUUAGCAAGCACCUACCUUCACUUGAAGCUAUGUCUUUCAAAGUGGAUGUUGAUGCCUUAGAAAAUUCACAUGGUGCCACGUAUAUAAGGAAGAAGGCUGGAAAAGUGGCAGGUGAAAACCAACUGAAAGAACGUGGACAAGGUGAUACAAAGAAAAAGAAGAAGAAAAAGAGAGGUAAACUACCCAAAAAUUAUGAUCCCAAAGUGCCUCCAGAUCCAGAACGAUGGCUUCCCAUGCGGGAACGCUCAUAUUAUCGUGGGAGAAAGAAGGGGAAGAAGAAAGAACCCAUUGGGAAAGGAACUCAAGGUGCAACAUCAUCUGGAGCAAGUGAACUUGAUGCAAGCAAGACAGUGAAUAGCCCACCGACAUCCCCAAGACCUGGGAUUGCAGCAACGGUUGCACCAUCCAGUAACAUUGUGCCCCCUCGGCAACAGAAACCUUCGGCAGCUUCCAAGAAAAAGCAGCAACAGAAAAAGAAAAAGGGUGGAAAAGGGGGAUGGUGAUGCCAUUUAAUUGUGUGAAACAAAGUUCUACACAUGCACAGAGACUUGAAACAAUCAAUGUAAACACAUUAUGGUGUUAAGAGCUUCAAUAAUAAAGGACUCAAUGUGACAA
This is a messenger RNA of Pristis pectinata (smalltooth sawfish), 2167 nucleotides long. It is a transcript of the gene srp72, whose product is annotated as signal recognition particle 72. Gene Ontology annotation, molecular function: ribosome binding; 7S RNA binding; protein binding. Gene Ontology annotation, cellular component: signal recognition particle, endoplasmic reticulum targeting. Bases 61 to 2055 code for a protein of 664 amino acids. The transcript is spliced from 19 exons. The record is from RefSeq and is a predicted model, not a curated record. NCBI's taxonomy places the organism in Eukaryota, Metazoa, Chordata, Chondrichthyes, Rhinopristiformes, Pristidae. Gene Ontology annotation, biological process: SRP-dependent cotranslational protein targeting to membrane.